CAGAUGGCAGUUGCUUGAUGACCUGCAGUAAUGACUGUUUGCUCAAACUGUUUAACCUACCUGAACCGCUGCUAACUGGCCAGACAGAAAACCUAGAGGAAAUGACAUCUGUACUGAAGAUACAGGAGUCGGAGACUGUCUACGAUUACAGCUGGUACCCCCUCAUGUCCUCAGCCGACCCUGCAACUUGCUGUUUUGCCACAACCUCAUCCAACACACCAAUCCAUCUGUGGGACGCCUUCACCGGGGAGCUCAGAUGCUCCUACAGGGCCUUUAAUCAAGUUGAUGAGGUGACUCCAGCACAUUGUGUGUCUUUCAGUGGUGAUGGCAGCAAACUGUACUGUGGGUUUAACAAGACAGUCAGAGUGUUUAAUGUUGACAGACCAGGACGGCAGUGUGAACAAAGACUGACUUACAUGAAGGAGGGUCAAGCGGGUAUCAUCUCCUGCAUCGCCUCUAGCCCCCUGGAUGCUGGGCUGUAUGCAGCUGGAUCGUACUCCCGAAGUGUUGCCCUCUACUAUGAGCCUAAUGGAGAGAUGGUAUGCAUGUUCCAGGGCCAUCAAGGGGGAGUAACUCAUAUUCAGUUCACACCAGAUGGCACUAAAUUACUCAGUGGAGGCAGAAAGGACCCGGAGAUUUUGUGCUGGGACCUGCGUAAUCCCGGUCAGAUUCUCUUCACAGCUCCUCGAAAAGUCGAAACAAACCAACGCAUUUACUUUGAUGUAGAUAACUCUGGACGUUACCUUGUCUCAGGUAACCAUGACGGCACAGUUAGUGUAUGGGACAUGACCCGAGCCCCAGCCACUCUCCCAGACUCCCAGGACCCUGUAUUAGAACCUGUGCUGAAUUACAAGGCCCACAAUGACACUGUCAAUGGAGCCAGCCUUCACCCCAGCAUGCCUCUGUUGGUGACAUCCUCAGGACAGCGUCACUUUUCAAACUUGUUGGACAGUGACGAGGAAGAUACAGAUCCUAUCUCAAACAAGGUAGAUAAUUCUGUCAGACUGUGGUACAUGUGAUGCGUAUCAAACAAGGUGGAUAACUCUUGCAUACAGUGCUAAAUCUGACACUAUCACAAGCAAGGUGGAUAACUCUUGCAGACAGUGCUAAAUCUGACAUUAUCACAAGCAAGGUGGAUAACUCUGGCAGACAGUGCUAAAUCUGACACUAUCACGAACAAGGUGGAUAACUCUGUCAGACAGUGAUACAUCAGAUGCUGCCACAAACAAGACUGAUAACUGUCAGACUGUGCCACAUCUGAUACUAUUACAAAUGAUAAGGUAGACAA
Liolophura sinensis is the source of this 1288-nucleotide messenger RNA. RefSeq names its product telomerase Cajal body protein 1-like. The transcript has 9 exons. Gene Ontology annotation, molecular function: protein binding; RNA binding. Bases 18 to 1019 code for a protein of 333 amino acids. The record is from RefSeq and is a predicted model, not a curated record. Gene Ontology annotation, biological process: Cajal body organization. Lineage: Eukaryota; Metazoa; Mollusca; Polyplacophora; Chitonida; Chitonidae. Gene Ontology annotation, cellular component: Cajal body.